CACAAAGCGAAAACGCUGGUGGCACUGCUGGUCGCGGACUUGUCGACGAAUUGUACCGAGCGCUACAAGCAUAAGAAGCCCCAGGAACAAAUCCCACGUCGCUCCAUCCAUCUCAACGCAGUCCACCCACGCCGCACCCCAUGGACGCCAUGUCAGAUUACGAAAAAAUGGCGCGGCAGGCGGCGGAAGAUGGGUAUGUUUGCCCGCCCUGCAAAACCUUUUACCCUACCCCGGACGAGUUUUUAAACCCACUGCAGUACAUCGCCAGUAUCCGCGCGGAAGCGUCGGCUACGGGCAUCUGCAAGGUCGUUCCGCCUCCGGGAUGGCGGCCGCCCUUUGCCGUCAAUGAGAAGAAAUUCAAGUUCCGCACGCGGCUGCAACCGUUGAACUACAUCGAGGGCAACGCACGACAAGAAUCUACAUUUAUGGAGAAGUUACGUCUCUUCCUCUAUCGCAAUGGAACCCCCAUGGAGCAGACACCAGUGCUGGACGGACUGGGCGCGAAUCUCAGCACUUUGUACAAACUCGUGUGUGACAUGGGCGGCUUUGAUGUAGUGGAGAAAGCGUCUGCGUGGUCCCGCGUCGUGCAGACCCUCAGCGAAGUGACAGACUUGGCGCCCGCGGCCCCCACCAUCGACGACGACGUGCGCGCGCUGUAUGCCACGUACUUGCUUCCCUUGGAAUUGUUUGAAGCGACCAAAUCGACUAAAAUCGAACCUACCAAAGCCGACCCCACGCCACUUCCACGUACGGACACUGGAACCCCCGACGCAACCAAACCAUCCCUGCCAGACCUGCUGGCGGCCCCCGUAAAACGAGGCCGCGGCCGUCCUCGAAAGGCAGACGCAGCAGUGCGCGCUAUCGCUCCCCGUGUCCCCAGUACGCCCCCCCCUCCUCCGACCACUGCCGACGGCGACUUGACGACCCCCACCGUCUUCCCCGGCUUCAUCAAGCGAGGCCGCGGCCGACCUCGGAAAGCCGACAGCUUGGCCAUGCGACUGCUCGGCGCCGACGCCCAAGUGCCCGUGGACCCUACCCUGCUGGAAACGUCUGCGUUGGCAGUGGACCCCCUACGAACCUGUCGGCUGCCUCCUCCGAGUGUGCGCGUGGGCCAAAAGUUCUACCGAUGCAUCGUCGCUGGCACGGCCGUGCUCGGGGAAGUGAAGCGCGUGCUGCCGGGAAAGAAACCGAUGGUGGUCGUGGAGUAUCCAGAGGGUGUGCGAGACACGUUGUCGUAUGGCACGAUGCAACUGAUUCUAGCCAACGGCAGCUCGAGUGACUCGGCGCAGUUGGCGUUGAACAGUCGGAUUUGCCAGUAUUGUUUGCGAGGGGACUGCGAUAGCCAGAUGCUGCGCUGCAGCGGGUGCAGCGGCGGGUAUCACACGUUUUGCCUAUCGCGUCCGAUCGCUAGUGUGCCCCCGGGCGACUGGUACUGCGAGGUGUGCAUUGCCGAGCAAGUGGCGCAGAAACCCGAGAAAUUCGGGUUUGAAACAGGCGCAGAACACACGCUCGCAUCGUUCAAAGCCAAAGCGGACGCAUGGCAGCUUGCGUACUUUGCGACGCCGCCGUCGGUCCAGCAGCUCGAAGCCGAGUACUGGCGCGUGGUGACCAAUCCCGACAAGAAGAUCCAAGUGGAAUACGGCAGCGAUGUGGACACGGGGGCGAUGGGCAGCGGAUUUCCGACGCUGUCGAAGGUCAAUAAGCUCCGAAACCGCCUCGUCGACCGCUUCAACGCCGUGCACGAGUCGCCGCAUCUGCUGGACCCGACAGACCUCGCGCUCAAGCGAGUGCUAGCCGAAGAUUUGGACAUGCAAACGGUGAAUCAAGUGCACAAAUACGCCACGAGUCCAUGGAAUUUGAAUAAUCUGCCCAAACUCAACGGAUCGAUGCUCCAGUACUUGAACGAAGACAUCAAAGGAGUGAUGGUGCCGUGGAUGUAUGUUGGCAUGUGCUUCUCCACGUUUUGCUGGCACGUCGAAGACCACAACUUUUACAGCAUCUCGUACCUGCACCGCGGCGCCCCCAAGACGUGGUAUGGCGUCCCUGGACACGCGGCGGCGAAGAUGGAGUCGGUCAUGCGCAAGUUGACGCCGGGUUUGUUUGGGUCCCAGCCUGAUCUGCACAUGCAAUUGGUGACAAUGUUUUCCCCCCAAACGCUGCAAAAGCAUGGCGUGCCCGUGUACCGAGCGACGCACAACCCGAACGAGUUUAUCAUCACGUACCCGUCUUCAUAUCACGGCGGGUUCAACAAUGGGUUCAAUCUGGCCGAAGCCGUCAACUUUGCCACGCCCGACUGGAUCGCGUGGGGCCACACGGCCGUGCAAAACUACAAAAAAUUUUCGAAAGUCCCAGUGUUUUCCCAUGAUGCGUUGCUCGUGACAGUCACGCUGGCGUCGCUCGAGGGCACGAACGCAUUGGACUCGGACAGCGUCAGAAGCUACCUCUUGCCCAGCCUCAAAACGCUGCGGGACGAAACGGUAGCCUUCUGGGACGCUGUGCGCCAGUAUGGCAUCACCAAGUCGGAAGCUAUGGACGGGUACUUGGAAUCGCAUGGGCGGUCGACGUUUUCCCGCGCGUCGGCGCGGAUCCGACUGGCGACGGCGGCCGACGAAGACGAGGACGACCCGCCGCCGCGUCCGUCGAAAAUGAUGCGCUCAGACAAGAUGGGCGGCAAGAUGAUGGCGUCCAACUCGCGCGCGGCGCGCCAAGUGCUAUGGGCGGGCCGCUCGGGCAAACACGACGGGUUGCGGUGCUCGCAGUGCCAGCAGUACUGCUACGUGGCCGCGGUCGUGUGCUUCAAGUGCCGGGCGAUCGGGUGCGCUGACCAUUUCAACUCGCAGUGCAAAUGUGACGCCAAAGCGAACGGUAUUUGGCUACACCAUGUCGACACGACCGUGCUGAGCCAGUACAUCGACACCCUCGAACGCAAGUUCCAGGACGCGCAGGCGUGGGAGGCCCGUGUGGACGGCGCCGUGACCCUGGACGACCUGACGCUCGCCGUCGCCCAAGGGGACCAGCUGAUCGCCCAACACGUGGACGUGCCCAUUCGCCGCCUUUAUCAAGAAAAGCUGGUCAUGCUAGCACUCCACAAAUGGCAAAGGCACGCCAAGCGGUGUCUCGAAACUGGCACGACGCUCAAAGAGCUCGACGAGUUGGCCCGCGAGGCCGCGUCGUUCAAGUACACGAUGCCGCAAGUCCACCAGAUCUCGACGCUCAUGGAAACCACCCGAACGUUGCAAGAGCAAGCGCAGUUGGUCGUCCACGAGAUGAAGCUGUUGAAGGCCGACAACGAACAAGGUGGCGAUGCAGACGACGACGAUGAUGGGAAUUCGAUGGAAGCAUUGCAACGAGAAGCCGCCGAAUUCGACGUGUUUGCCCAAACCAUCGAAACCCUCCUGGCCAACCUCAGGCCCGUGACCAUUCCAGAAACAGCCGCGCUGCAAACCGAUUUGGCCUACGUCAACUGGCUGCGCGCCGCUAAUGCCCUCGUCACGAAGGCGAUGGCCAACUCGUCGGCGGUGCUUUCGACCGCCACGACCCUCUACCCCACACUGGCCGACAUUGACCUCGUUUGGAGCAGCUGCCCCGUCAAGACCGUGCGGCUUCUCGACCGCGUAGCGCAUUUGCGACAGGCGUGCAUUGACGAAGGGCUCAAAUGGCACGUAACGACUGCCAACAACCCAAAAAGUGUGGAGGAGAUGGAGCGGCUGCUGCAGCGCCUGGUGCGGUUGCCGGCGUUCCCCCAGGAAGUGGUGCACCUGUUGAGCAAGUGGAAACAAGCCAAGCUCUGGACCGAGAAGGCGACCAAGGCGCUGGCGAAACCCAAACUCGGAUGGACCGACGCUCUAGCGUUGGAAGCCCAAGCCGACUCGACUGACGUCCCCAUGUCGUCGCUGCUCCGGCGGCAGCUGCACGGACGCAUCCAAGAUGGCAACCGAUGGAUCGCCCGAACCAACAGCCUCUUCAAGUGGGAAGGCAGCGCCGUCCACUCUCUCCAAGAGACGCUAGAGCGGAACGCCGUCGAGGACGAAAUCACGUCAUCCCUGAUUUGCAUCUGCGAACAAACGUAUCACGAACACGUGCCAGUGUUGCGAUGCACGGGGUGCACCACAUUAUUUCACCGCCGCUGCAUUGGGGAUGUGGUGUCGACGUCAUUUCUAUGCAAAACGUGCUGCUCGUCGCGCCGUAAGCCGUACACUGGCGGCGUAGUCGUCGACAAUCCCACCGAGGCCGUGUACUGCUUGUGCCGCACGCCCGUGGACAACAUUCCCAUGAUUUGCUGCGACUUCUGCGACGAGUGGUACCAUGCCAAGUGCAUUGGGCUGUCGCCGGCCGUGUUGAGCUCUCUGGAAGCGUACAGGUGCAACGCAUGUGCCAUCCGCCAACACAUCCCGCCCCGGCAUCCCGCGCGCCCGAACUGGAAGCAAGUUCGGGCGCACAUUGCGCGCGGUGAGUCUCUCCAGAUCCACGUGCCUGGGCUGGACGAGUUGAAGGCCCUCGUGGCCCACGGGCUCGACGUUAUCGCAGAUGUGACAGCGUUUGAACAGUCUUUUCUCGACCGGUGCGCGCUGGCCACGAUUGCGCACCGCAUGGACACAUUGGCACAGGAACUGGACGACAAAGUCGCCGCCGUCCGCCGCGUCGAGUCGCUCGUACUUCUCGACCCUGCCAAGCACAAGCUGCUUCCUCUGCAGUGGUUCUUGCACGCGUGUCGCCUGAUCUUUUGCUCGACGCCAGCCCCACGGUAUUCCCAGCUGGUGGUGUUGCUAAACGACGUGGCGCUCCACAAGCUCGAGUUUCCGACACCAGAACUGGACCGGUUUUACCGCGAGAUUGAACGCAAGCUGGCGCGGGCGGUGACGUGGGUGACCCAAGUCAAGACCAUGAACAUGAAGGCGCCCAGUUGCGAUCUCGUCGCACUCCAAGCAGAGGCCGAAGAAAUCUCCCACUUCCUCGUGCUGCCAGACGCAGCCGUGUCCAAUUUCAACCUCGCCCUCAAGUUUCACUACCAACGGUGAUACAGAAGUAUAUAUAUAUGUAUAACAAACACGUGCUAUUUACCUCUUCAA
Messenger RNA from Aphanomyces astaci, 5069 nucleotides. RefSeq lists its product as hypothetical. The transcript is spliced from 13 exons. The coding region runs from base 141 to 5018 and encodes 1625 amino acids. Gene Ontology annotation, cellular component: nucleus. Gene Ontology annotation, molecular function: histone demethylase activity; DNA binding. Lineage: Eukaryota; Oomycota; Saprolegniomycetes; Saprolegniales; Verrucalvaceae. Gene Ontology annotation, biological process: regulation of DNA-templated transcription; chromatin remodeling. The record is from RefSeq and is a predicted model, not a curated record.